CCUCUCAGCUCGCCCCUCUGAAUUUCACCGGAGCAACACACGUCUCCCUCGCCUGUGACGAAUAAUUUUCACCGAUAAUGGACGCGGGAUUCUUCCGCGGUACAAGUGCGGAGCAAGACAACCGAUUCAGCAACAAGCAGAAGAAAUUGCUGAAGCAGCUGAAAUUUGCAGAAUGUCUGGACAAGAAGGUGGACAUGCACAAGGUGAACCUAGAAGUCAUCAAGCCUUGGAUAACCCAGCGAGUGACAGAGAUUCUUGGAUUUGAAGACGACGUCGUCAUAGAAUUCAUAUUUAACCAGCUGGAGGAGAAGCACCCGGAUAGCAAGAUGAUGCAGAUCAACCUGACAGGCUUCCUGAAUGGGAAGAAUGCCCGCGAGUUCAUGAAGGACCUUUGGCCCCUGCUGCUGAGCGCCCAGGAGAACAUUGCUGGCAUCCCCUCUGCUUUUCUGGAACAGAAGAAGGAGGAAAUUAAACAAAGACAGAUUGAACAGGAGAAACUUGCAUCUCUGAAGAAACUGGAUGAAGACAAGAAGGAGAAGGACAAGGAAAUAAGAGAGAGGGCUCAGUCAAAGAGCCCACGAAGGCGAAAGAGCAGAUCGCCAUCACCGAGACGAAGGUCACCAGUGAAGAGGGACAGGAAACGCAGCCCGUCUCGCUCCCCACGACGCAAACCCAGCCCAGUCGGCGGCAGUUCGCCCCCUCCUCCCCUCAUGCAGCUGGCCACCAAACCUGUGGAGCAGCCCGCAGAGCCGGAUACAUCGGGGAGAGCGAUGCCAGAGCCAGUCGUCCAGGAAGCUUCCUCCUCCAGUGAUCCACUUGUGGAGGUGGCUAAGGCUGACUCGGUGGCUGAAGUCAAAGAAUCUUCCCCUGAGAAAACUCACAAGAAAGAAGAAAGACCUCGUUCUCGUGAACGGGAGAAGGACUCCAGGAGGGACAGACCUCACCACCGCUCUCGCUCUCAUUCCCGCUCGCGCAGACGACGCUCCCGUUCCAGAUCUUACUCCCCGAGGAGACGACCAAGUCCCCGGCGGAGGAUGUCUCCUCGUCGAAGGAGUCCUCCCAGACGUGGUCCCACCGGCUCCGGCUCCGGCUCCAGACACAGACACAGGCGCUCGCCAGUCCGCAGAAGGCGCACUCGCUCUGCUUCGUCCUCUGGCAGCAGCUCCUCUGGCUCACGGUCCCCUAAGAAAGCAGUGAAAAGAAUAUCCAACACCCCACCUCGCAAACAAUUCCAUCAUCUGGACACAUCGAUCAGCCCCGCGGGGAAGGAGAGGCGAUCCCCGUCCCCGCGGGCCAGAAGAGGUCGAGGCUCAGCUUCCCCGCCCAGAUCAUCUGGUUUUAAGCGGAAACAGGGAAGGCCUGAUUCUCCGGAUACUCUGAAGCCAGUCAGACCAUCUGAAGGGUCUGAGUCGGAGGACGAUAAAAAUGAGAAAGGGGCAACGGCAGAUUCGGUGCAGCAGCGGCGUCAGUAUCGCCGACAGAAUCAACAGUCGUCUUCAGACUCAGGAUCUUCCUCUUCAGAAGACGAGGCGCCCAAGAGGCCGGCGGCAGGGCCGCCCGCCAGAAAUGGUGAAGUGAGGAGGAGACGCAGCCGCACGCCCUCUCCCCGGAGACGGCACAGAGAUGCUUCGCCACCAAGGAAGAGACGUUCUCCUUCUCCUGCGCGCAGACGGCGCUCCCCCUCCCCCCCACGGCGCCGCAGAUCUCCGUCGCCUCCUCCAAGACGCAGGUCUCCGUCUCCACCGCCUCGCCGUAGAUCUCCAUCCCCGAGGCGAUACUCCCCCCCGAUCCAGCGCCGCUAUAGCCCCUCGCCUUUACCUCCGCAGAAGAGGAAGGUGUCCAGUUCACCUUCAAAACGUUCCUCGCCAGUAAACAAGCGUCGCCCGUCGAGGUCUCCCAAACGCAGAAGCUCUCCAGCCCCGAGGAGACGCUCGCCCCCCUCCUCCACGUCUCCGCCCAGGCAGAGGAGGAGCCCCAUGCUGCCCUCCUCCCGGCCGAGCAGGGACGCUCGCUCCCCCGUUGCAGCUUCCAGACGCCUCUCCCCGUUGCCUGCCAACCGCGGCCGCACCGUUCGGGGCUCCAGCAGUCCCCAGGGCCGUUUUACCUCCAGCAUAUCUCCAUCUAACCAGCGCAGGCAGCAGUCGCCCUCACACUCUAGUAAACUCAUCCGCAGAGUGUCCCGCACCCCAGAGCCGCGCAACAACCAGAGACCCUCUCCGAGCCCGCAGCCUAUAAGGAGAGCGCCCUCCAGAUCCAGAUCGGUCUCCCCUCAGCCAGUUGCUCAGAAACGUCCAGCCCCGGUUUCUGCCUCCCCCUCGCCGUCGCGCUCUGCCAGUGGCUCUCCUCCGCCUCCUGCCAAAAAACCCAGCAGUGGCUCCGCCAGCCAGUCCCCAAACAAGAAUUCGGAUGCUGACGUCAGCGGAAAGAAAAAGAAGAAGAAGAAGGAGAAGAAACACAAGAAAGAGAAGAAGCAUAAGAAACACAAGAAGCAUAAGAAGGAGAAGAGCAGCAGCGCCGCCGCGCCUGCAGACGGACAAGAGAACCAGGUGGCGGAAGAGGACGGUGAAUCCAGGAAGGAAUCGGAGAGUGAAGUCGACGACAGCUUGGACGACCUGGAAAAGCACCUAAGAGAGAAGGCUCUGCGCUCCAUGAGGAAGGCCCAGCUGUCUCCAUCACAGAUGUCCUGAAAACAAGGGCGGCUCCCUCUUGAAUAUUUUCCUCUCACUUUUGAUGUUUGCCAUCAACCUGGUUCAGCUUUAGAAUGUUCAAAUUGUUGAGAUCUGAAUCCUGUUUUUCUUUCUACCGGUUUGGUACAGUCUGAAGAGUGUGUUUUUUCUUCAAAGAGCUUGAUUUGUUGGUUAGUGUUACCUAAACUGUAAAGAGGCUUGUGUUGUCCAUAAUUUUUUUUUUUUUAAUUGUUGAACAGGGAAACAGGUAAAGCUAAUGUUUUGAGUUGGGCAGGUUGAUAAUAUUUUCCACAGUCUCCAGUUGUAUCCAUUGAGGAAACGAUUGCAUGUGCAGUGAUUUGUCUCUGAUGUGCAUGAGCCACAGACUUUUGAAGCGAAGGGGGAGAACCACCAGACAGCAACAUGGUGACUGUUGCUCUCAGUGCUGGGAAACCAUCACACAGCUGUGAGUGCUCUUAAAGAGGCAGUAACAGAAUGUUUCGUCCAAUAUUGUAACUUCAUGUUUGGCAACUUCUAACCUGUUUUUUUUUUUUUUUUUCUUAUUCUGCCUUCAAAUUUUAUUUUGAAGACUAAAAUGAUCUGAUGCUUAAAUUUUCUUCCAAACUGACUGAUAUGCAAUUUCAGUUGUACCCCUGUACCAAGCUAAUCUUUGUGGGACUGCAAUAGUAUGAUUUGUAUUUAGUAACCUUGGCUCUUGUCACCUUGUCAUCCUUUCAGAAAUAAAACCUUUUUAUAGGA
Salarias fasciatus (jewelled blenny) is the source of this 3425-nucleotide messenger RNA. It is a transcript of the gene srrm1, whose product is annotated as serine/arginine repetitive matrix 1. The record is from RefSeq and is a predicted model, not a curated record. Gene Ontology annotation, biological process: regulation of mRNA splicing, via spliceosome. Gene Ontology annotation, molecular function: RNA binding. The coding region runs from base 78 to 2687 and encodes 869 amino acids. Gene Ontology annotation, cellular component: spliceosomal complex. The transcript is spliced from 17 exons. Lineage: Eukaryota; Metazoa; Chordata; Actinopteri; Blenniiformes; Blenniidae.